Telopea speciosissima is the source of this 504-nucleotide messenger RNA. RefSeq names its product non-specific lipid transfer protein GPI-anchored 31. Gene Ontology annotation, biological process: systemic acquired resistance. The transcript is spliced from 2 exons. The record is from RefSeq and is a predicted model, not a curated record. Lineage: Eukaryota; Viridiplantae; Streptophyta; Magnoliopsida; Proteales; Proteaceae. Gene Ontology annotation, molecular function: fatty acid binding. The coding region runs from base 9 to 410 and encodes 133 amino acids.
GAGACUGGAUGAAGCCUUCAAAAAAAAAUAUGGCCUCUACCAUUGACACUUCUUCUUCCCUAGCUACCAUGACCAAUUUGCUUCUGCUGCUAGUUUCUUCACUUGCUUACAAUAUUCAAGGAACACAUGCCGCCGGUGAGUGUGGGAAAACUCCGGUUAGCUCCGCAGCUGCUACCUUGGCCCCGUGUGUUGCAGCUGCCAAAAGUACAAAAGUUACGGUCCCUCCUGCUUGUUGCACUAAGGUUGCAGCAUUGCUCCAGGCCUCCCCAAAGUGUUUGUGUGCUGUCUUCUUGUCUCCCUUGGCAAAGCAAGUUGGAAUCAACCUUGCGGUUGCUAUUACUGUUCCCAAACGUUGCAACAUCAAGAACAGACCAGUAGGGAAGAAAUGUGGAAAAUAUGUUGUUCCAUGAGCAAGACAUCAAAUGAAUCCGGUUCUGCUGCUGAGAAGAAGAUUAUAACCCUAAUAUUAUGUAAAUAGUUUUGUUAAAUAAAGUUUUCCUUUUU